Messenger RNA from Rattus rattus (black rat), 2430 nucleotides. RefSeq names its product transcription factor AP-4 (gene Tfap4). Bases 672 to 1508 code for a protein of 278 amino acids. Gene Ontology annotation, cellular component: nucleus. The record is from RefSeq and is a predicted model, not a curated record. Gene Ontology annotation, molecular function: DNA-binding transcription factor activity, RNA polymerase II-specific; protein dimerization activity; RNA polymerase II cis-regulatory region sequence-specific DNA binding. Lineage: Eukaryota; Metazoa; Chordata; Mammalia; Rodentia; Muridae. The transcript is spliced from 7 exons. Gene Ontology annotation, biological process: regulation of transcription by RNA polymerase II.
UAAAUUUUGAGACAGGGUCUUAUGUAUCAUGGAGCUCAGGCUUACUUUGAACUUGCUAUGUGGUUGAGGAUGGUCUUGAACUUGUCUCCCAAGUGCCGGUGUUCCUGGCGUGUUGCCACCAUGCCUAUCACCUCAUCUUUUUCUUACUUGUUUUUGAGACCGGAGUCUUCCUAUGUAGCCCAGGCUGGCCUCAAAACUCUCACUCAUGUAGCAUCAGCCUGCUCAGUGCUGAAGCUACAGGUGUGUACCAUCAUGUCUUCCUGUCUCAUUUUGUCCCUAAACCUGUGGCGUUAACUGCUUGCCGCAGCACAUCCGUCUCACAGGGCCCACCGGCUCCUGAGGAGGUGUGUUCCGGGCCAGCUGUCCUGCUCUGAAUCCCUGUCUCCUUCCAGAUGCCCAUCACUCCCCUUUGGGGGGCUGGGAGAAAAGAGGCAUCCUGGCCUGAAGCAGGAGAACUGGACUCCUCCCUCUCUCCUAAGCUCUAACAAAAGGGAGACCUCAUCUGUCCAGUGGGAAACCUGGGCCCUAUCCCACUGCUCACAUCCCCAGGUCCUGUGAGGGAUGUGUACCCUGGAAGAGGCCUAGCCAACAUUCCACUGACUCCUGAGACCCAGAGGGACCAGGAAAGGCGGAUUCGACGGGAAAUUGCCAAUAGCAACGAGCGGAGGCGCAUGCAGAGUAUCAAUGCGGGCUUCCAGUCCCUCAAGACCCUUAUUCCCCACACAGACGGAGAGAAGCUCAGCAAGGCAGCCAUUCUCCAGCAGACAGCAGAAUACAUCUUCUCUCUUGAGCAGGAGAAGACUAGACUCCUGCAGCAGAACACGCAGCUCAAGCGUUUUAUCCAGGAGCUGAGUGGCUCAUCCCCGAAGCGGCGGCGGGCAGAAGACAAGGACGAGGGCAUUGGCUCACCCGACAUCUGGGAGGAUGAGAAAGCUGAGGACCUUAGGAGAGAGAUGAUCGAGCUGCGGCAACAGCUGGACAAGGAGCGCUCCGUGCGGAUGAUGCUGGAAGAGCAGGUGCGCUCUCUGGAGGCCCACAUGUACCCGGAAAAACUCAAGGUGAUUGCCCAGCAGGUGCAGCUGCAACAGCAGCAGGAGCAGGUGCGGCUGCUGCACCAGGAGAAGCUGGAGCGGGAACAGCAGCACCUGCGGACCCAGCUCCUGCCUCCUCCUGCCCCCACCCACCACCCCACCGUGAUUGUGCCUGCGCCAGCCCCGCCUUCCUCCCACCACAUCAAUGUUGUCACUAUGGGUCCUUCCUCAGUCAUCAACUCUGUCUCUACAUCCCGGCAAAAUCUGGACACCAUCGUCCAGGCCAUCCAGCACAUUGAGGGCACCCAGGACAGACAGGAGCUGGAAGAGGAACAGAGGCGAGCAGUUAUUGUGAAGUCUGUCCGCAGCUGCCCGGAGGCCCACACCUCUGAUACCGCCUCGGACUCCGAGGCCUCGGACAGCGACGCCAUGGACCAGAGCCGGGAGGAGCCUUUGGGGGACGGGGAGCUUCCCUGACCACCCCCAGCCCUCCUCUCCCUUCUGGGGGCUAGAGGGGGCCGGGGCAACAACAGGGAGAAACAUGGGUGAAUGAGGAAUUUUUACAAAAUUAUGAUGUCAUUUGGGUCUCUUUUAUGACCUCCUUUUCAAUACUGUAAGUCGACCUUUGAUCGAAGCCACCGGAGCCCAGGUCCCGGGGUUGUGGUGGUGCAUAGCACGAGUGGGAGCAUCGGGACUCCAGGGCUGGGCCUCGGCCCUGGGGCCGAGGAAGCUGACACUGAGGUGCCUGGCCUCUCUCGCCAAAAAGCUUUUUUAUUUUUUGUUUUUGUUUUGUUUUUGUUUUUUCCUUCCAUUUAAACGUGUUUUUAAGAACAGGGAAAAUCAAACAAAACCCCAAGUGUUUUGCUUCCUCCCCAGAGCCAGCCCGAGGCCGUCUGUCUCCACCUCUUCCCUCUAUUGGGUUGUCUUUUUCUCUUUUAAGCACUUACAUGGGUUGGGGGUCAGGCUGGGUUGGGGCUUUCUGGGGAUCCGGACCCGGGAACAGGGGGACCCGGGAAUCGGGGAUCAACAUUGCUUCUCGGUUGGGGUUUGCUGCUGCCAUUGUCCCCUCCCUCUCCCCACCUCAGCAACAGAAUUGGCCACUCUCUGCCUCCACCUUCCACCUUCCCCUGCAGGGUUCCUGUCAUUGAUCCCAAAAAUGUCUUUGUCUCUCUUUUUGUUUUGUUUGUUGUUGGUUUUAUUUUGGUUUUGGUUUUGUAUUUUUUUUUUUUAAUUUUAAAUUUUCUUUUUUUUUUUUCUUUCUUUUUUUACAAUUUUGAGGUCUUUGUGUCCAAGGAGAAGCUAUUAUAUUUUGUUAAGAAAAUGGGGGUAGGGAACAAAAUACCAAGAGGCCAUUGUGCCUUUGUAAAGAAACAAAAUAAAAUUUGUACUUUGUUUUUUA